AUGGCACAGGAGACUGUCAUGUCCUACACAUUCCCAUCUACGCCUUCAAAACAAAAGGUGCAAGAUUCUGAGAAACAAGAGCUCCCGUCUUGCCUAAAGAACAGCGGCAAUGGAAAAACAGCUCCAUACGGACACAAACACAGCACAUCACAGGUACGGUUUUCAUUACCGCUAGAGCCAGAUUCAGAUUACCACUCAGAGUCCAACUGCAAUUCAGGGCUCGAAGAAUUGCAUCCUUUCAAUGGCUCCACGUCUAGCUCGCCGAGCAAAGUUGUAUUUCCGAAGAGUUCCGACGACAACUUGGCCACACACUUCGUGGACUUCCAUAGCAAAGUUAUGGUUGAUGUCCCUGAGGAUAUUUGGCAGUUCCAUAACGAUCGUGACAGAAGCUGUAAAACUAGUUCGAGCCCGACCAAGGGGCAUCAGCGAACGCAGUCUCUGCAAUCCAUGAUCGCAGAUACUAUUCAAAGCUACCAUCCGAAACCCAGUCAGAACAUAGACACAUCUGCAUCGAUUAGCACUCCGCCGCGUCUCAAGCCAACAAACCUUUACUUAAAAUCAGACUCUUCUCUAAACAAAUACCAAGUACCAGUGCCUUUGGAGGCAUCACUGCCACCAUACCUUUCACCAGAAAAUAAAUCGAAGCGCAGGAAUAGUUUGAUUUAUGAUGGUGAGGGAUAUAGUUUAUUUUUGGGAGACGAAGAGGACAGCAGUUUCAAUGAACAGGACGUAUCGCGGCGAGAGUCGGAAGCAAAUACCUCUAUCAGUCACUGCAGUGAUUUAUCCAUACCGUCUGCGACCCAUGACUAUUCCUUUGAUGUUAAUGAAGAUAUCGACAGACUUCUUGGAAUAGACGAAGACGCAAACGUCAAUUUGAAGAAACAAGCACGUAAUCUUUUGAAUAGAAUGCCGAACCCAAAUGAGCAACACCCUCCGCCUUUUCCGAAGCCUCCUACUUUUAAGGAUAGUGCAAAUAUAACCAGAGUAAACGGCACUCAAGAAGUCCGAGAAUCUCCAAAUUGUGACUUUUCAUCUCAAAGCGAUGCGCUUAAAAUUCUUACGAGUCCUUCCAAAACAAUUACGAUACCAAGUUUUGAUCAAAUUCCUGUACCUACCAAAAAUUCAACGCUGUCUCACUUCUUGACCAAAAUGGAAAACGAGGAUAGAGAUGACGAUAUUUCGCAUAACCACCAACAAUCAGAUGAGAUGAAUCAAACUUUCCAAUUUCCAUCACCUCAGAAAGAUCUCCCUGAAAACUCAGGAUCCACGCCAAGCGAUGAUUUUCUGUCCUAUGGAGCUGACUCGCCAGCUGACAAUUCAUUUGAGAGAAGAAGAAAGUUACUCAUCAAAGAAUCUUCCAAUGGUAAGGGUCUGAGAAGCCAUACCCACACCAGGACCCGAAGCAUUCAUAAUUCACAAGAUAUAUUUUCUGAGAAAAACUCUAACGAAAAUACGAUCAGCACUAAUAUGGAUGUCAUCGUGAUACCCGAACGCUCUCCUAAACGAUCACAGUCUAACAAUUUACAGAUGCGUGGAGAACCUGAAGCGGUUGUUUCGACUCCAACGAAGAGCACUGCUCAUUAUAUUCCUAAAGCGAAUUUAUCAACAGUUGCGUUGUCUGGCGCUGGAAAUAUUGAUGAUUCAUUCAGUUACACUUCAAGUACUGACUGCCAAAAGGGCUCCAAGGACCCUUCGCAUACUCCUACUGAAGUACUGUUACCGCCUGAAAAUCAUUCGACUGUCAGCUUUUCAUCAUUGAACUCUCAUCAAGAAUCUCCCUUAAGUACAGCUUUGGGCGGUGCUGAUUCGUCAACGUCUCUUGCAAGAGAUUUUUUCUGCGACACAAUGAAGGAUCCUAUAUCUUCCGCAUCUACCCAUAAUUCGUUCGAUUCUGAAGAUCAAAAGCCUAAUGCUAAUUCAAACGACAGCAUUGAAGUGAUUGGAGAGAACAAAGAAAGACCGACACCUUUAUCGACGUAUCAUUCGUUCAAGGCUCCAUUGAACUUACUUUCGGAUCAUAAUCAAACAACUUUCACGGAUAUUAGAACCACGACAAAGGACAGACUCUCACCCACGAGACAGCUUUCGAAUGUCAUGAGUCAUUCAUCAUGUGAAUCGAAAGAUAGCAUUCCGUCACAUCCGUCAAGCGCUACUGCAUACUCACUAAACAGCUACGUGAAUUCAUCACUGUUUGAUCAAGUAAGAAAAAAGAAAGCCACUUCAUUUGCAACUGGAAGUAAUGCGAACAAGUCCAAUAUUGAUGACUCGAAACCAGGAUAUCUAGAUACGUCUCAGCCACAAACACUCAAAGAGUGUAUUGGUGGUGAAAUGGUGGAUGUGAUUUUGUUAGACAGUUUUGAUGACGAUACGCCACCGCCAUCAAGGAGGAGGCCAAAAUCGCUACAUGGUGAUGCUUUAGAGCACCAUGAAAUUCUUGCCUUGUGCGAUGAAACCGCAAACAAGGCAAAGACUGUAAUAUUAGACUUGGUUAAUAUUACUAAACAACCUCAUUCUAAAUUCAAAUCUCUUCCUCGGCCACUUACAGAGAUCUCAUCAUUACAAAGUAGGCAAAAGACCGCGGCUGAAGAUAUCGCAAGCUCUGCUCGCUUGGGUUAUGAUAAGUUCGGGCAUGUCAUGAACACAAGAAUUGCCCCACCCAGAUAUGUCUCUAAUCUUGAAAAGAUUAGAAUUGCUGAAAAAGAUCGCUAG
Lachancea nothofagi CBS 11611 is the source of this 2709-nucleotide messenger RNA. Lineage: Eukaryota; Fungi; Ascomycota; Saccharomycetes; Saccharomycetales; Saccharomycetaceae. The record is from the annotation of a GenBank genome assembly.